This is a messenger RNA of Emericellopsis atlantica, 1578 nucleotides long. Its product is annotated as ER lumen protein retaining receptor-domain-containing protein. Gene Ontology annotation, cellular component: membrane; cis-Golgi network; endoplasmic reticulum. NCBI's taxonomy places the organism in Eukaryota, Fungi, Ascomycota, Sordariomycetes, Hypocreales, Bionectriaceae. Bases 301 to 1365 code for a protein of 354 amino acids. Gene Ontology annotation, molecular function: ER lumen protein retrieval receptor activity. The record is from RefSeq and is a predicted model, not a curated record. Gene Ontology annotation, biological process: protein retention in ER lumen; endoplasmic reticulum to Golgi vesicle-mediated transport. The transcript is spliced from 2 exons.
UAUUACAUGUACGGUAUGCCGCCACGAGGCAGAGAGUCUGCAGCUAUAGGGUAGGUAGCUGCAGUCCUCCUGCGGCGUCAGCCAGCCACCGGCUCCACGACACGCGCCGCCUCACGUCACGUUGCCGCCCAAGGCCAGGCAGCUCCGGACGGAGCUCAGCCUCCUCAGUCCGCGUCCUCCUCCAUCACCACCCAUCAGCUCCGUCAGGCCGUCCCAUCGUCGCCUGCUCCCUUGGAAUCGCGCGCAAAUCCUCCGCAUUGACGAGCAUCAGCUCCAAUUCUUGUCCAUUCCGACGCAACAAUGUGGAACAUCUUCCGCUACCUGGGAGACAUCUCCCACAUCCUCUCCAAGCUCAUCCUGAUCCUCUCGAUUCACCGCAACCGCUCGGCCGAGGGCGUCAGUCUCAUCACGCAGCUCCUCUACGGCCUCGUCUUCUGCACGCGCUACCUCGACCUCUUUGACAGCAGCAAGCCCCAUCCAGCAUGGAAUGUCGUCUUCAAGACCUUUUACAUCAUCUCGAGCUUCUACAUCCUGGGCGUCAUGCAGUGGAUGUUCCCCCGCACGCGGGAGCGCGAGGUGGCAUGGAAGCUGGGCGCCGUGGUGCUGGGAGGCUCGCUGGUGCUGAGUCCCUUUGCCAUGCUCAUCUUUGAGAAGAAGGAGUUCUGGGGCUUUGUGCACUGGCUCUGGGUCUUCUCCGAGAUCCUCGAGUCCGUCUGCGUGCUGCCCCAGCUUCUGCUGCUGCGCCAGACCACCGUCCCUACCGUCAUUGACUCCUUCUACCUCUUGACCCUGGGGUCGUACCGUGCCCUGUACUGCUUCAACUGGCUGUAUCGCAAGCUCGACUCGACUGAUCCUGGUCCGGACACAGUCUCUGUCAUCUUCGGAAUCAUCCAGACCGCCCUGUACAUUGACUUUGCCUGGGUAUACUACACGCGCCAGCGUGUCAAGCUCAGGGGCGGCGGUGUGGUGGACGCUGAUGACCUGCGCAACUCCUGGCUCCUGCGCCGCAUCUUCGGACGGUUCGCACCGAGGCACAGCAACAUGGAUGACGAAGAUGAGGAGAGUGGGCCCGCGCUGGGUGGCGGCCGCAACGGAAGCCGUCCGGCCUGGGGCUCCAGGGGCAUUUCCGUGAGCGCCGACGACGGCGUCUUCGACACUGAGAGAGAUGGCCAAGAGGAGGGUGUGACAUCUGGACCCAUUGACCCGGAUGCCAGGAUGAAGGACCCAGAUGAGCUGGCUCGGGCCAUGGAUGAUGAUGACGAAGACGACACCGGUGCCUCUGGGUCGAGUAAACCGUACCGCGACGAGGCUGGCGUCGAGGCUAGCGGCGCGGGUGGCAUCAGGAACGAUGAAUGGAGGGAUUGAUCACGGCAACGAUAGAAGGAGACAGUUGAGUGUCUGUAUUUGAAUGAAAUGUUGGUCCAUGAUGUCGAGCCCUCGCCAGGUUACAGGUAUCCAAGACUGGUAUAUAUAAGGUAUACAAAAGCACAAAACGCCAGGUGGCUCACAGUCGUCCGACCGACCGGCCAGCCUCCGGCAGCAUCCCGCUGCAUGUGAAAUUUCCCACCAAAACCCACG